AUGGCGCGCCGUGCCGCUCUUCUAGCGGUCGGACUGUUAUCUUUGGGAUGUGUAUUUGCGCAAGACUUGGCCAUUCCGACAGCUUGGGGUAGUACGACAUCCGGGGAUACGCGCGCGACUCGCGAGUCGUAUGCGAACAGCGCCGCGCAGGCGCUAGUGAGCCACAUCGCGAGCAACGGAAGCCUGUCCGACCAGGCCAAUGGACAGGCGCUUGCUAGCUUCUAUACGACACUUGCAUUACAGGAUCUGUUGAGCGGAAAUCAAACAUGGAAGGAUGCUGUAACCAACAAUGUGAAGACAUGGAUCGGCAAAAACGACAUCUUCGGAAACGGCACGACAGGCGUGCAACGGACGAACACAAACGGCAUUCAAUGGGCGCUCACAUUCUACUACGUGUACAAGGCCUAUGGCGACUCAUCAUUCCUCACGCUCGCUCAAAACACAUGGGACACGACUUAUACGGACUACAUUACCGCCCAGAUGAUCGCUGACGCGAAGACAGCCAUUCCGGCCAGUCGCAACAUCUCCUUCAACGCUUCGGGCUGCUUUCAAGAUUCCUCGAUUUCUCUCGGCGGCGUUUUCUGGCUGCCUGAUGUGAAGGACAAUACUCAGAUACAAGUGGAUACUGUUGGACCAUUUGCGACACUGGCAGGCUAUCUCUACGAGGCGACUAAGAACGAAACGUACAAGACAGCGGGCAUGAACACUGUCAACUUCAUGGGUAAUGAGGCCCUCUAUAAUGACACCUCCAAUAUCAUCCAUCCCGUCAUCGAUAUCAAUACCUGUGGUGUCAAUACGGGAGUCAGCCCCGGCUUUCAGGGUUGGUACAUUCAGCCGCUCAGCAUCUGGGCGAAUAUCACAAGCGACUCGGGUCUAACUAAACGCUUGCGACAAGUCGUCUCGACCGCGGCUCACAGUUCGCUGUGGACGGAAACGGACGGUGUUCUGCUAGAUGCUAAUGCUGGCGUAAGUGACAACCCAUGGGAUGAUAAAGCCAUCUUGAUUCGCGCGCUCGGCGAAGUAUUGCGCCGAUUCCCAAGCUCGUCUGACCUGGCGACAUUCGUUGAAGCCUUCAUCACGAUUCAAUACAACGGGCUUACGAGCAACGCGCGCUCCGGGGACAACUACUCAACGGUCAUCUUUGGUCCUCCUCCGCAAGCUUACACCAGCAAUGGCAAUAUCAUAGCGUUGAACGUGCUCAACGCAGCCUUCGACUAUCUGCCGCACAAUGCUUCUGCUACUUCCGCUCCUUCGCCAUCAUCCUCUUCGGACAGUACACAGGACUCGUCAUCUACACCGGUUGGUGCAAUCGUCGGCGGCGUCAUUGGAGGCGUCGCCGUUCUUGGCGCCUUAGUAGGGGCAGCGCUCUGGUACCGCCGAACGCACAGCCGCUCGCGCUCAGGCCCAAUGCAUGAGCCUUUCGACAAAGAUGACGAGGCCCCCACGCAAUCCUCACACUACGAUCCGUGGAAUGAUGCGGGUGGCUCUUCAAGUGCUGGCCCGAGUGCUGGUCCGGUCAGCGCAGGCUAUUCCUACCCUCCGCUUGCUGCCGCGUCCGCAGCGACAGUGCACCCCAAACUAGCGCGCAUGAAUGCACCGCCACCACCGGUUCGAUCAAUCUCCUCGACGUCACCACCUCCGAGCGAGGUACCAAGCCAGAGUACACAACACGAUACGGCUUCGAACUCCGGACAAGUACAGCCAGAGAAUAUCCCUGAGCUUGUUCGCGGCUUAGUGAACAACAUGCUACGGGAGCAUGGGACAGCACCUCCGGAGUACGACGGCUAG
This is a messenger RNA of Peniophora sp. CBMAI 1063, 1788 nucleotides long. The record is from the annotation of a GenBank genome assembly. Lineage: Eukaryota; Fungi; Basidiomycota; Agaricomycetes; Russulales; Peniophoraceae.